This is a messenger RNA of Canariomyces notabilis, 2022 nucleotides long. RefSeq lists its product as uncharacterized. The coding region runs from base 1 to 2022 and encodes 673 amino acids. The record is from RefSeq and is a predicted model, not a curated record. NCBI's taxonomy places the organism in Eukaryota, Fungi, Ascomycota, Sordariomycetes, Sordariales, Chaetomiaceae. The transcript has a single exon.
AUGGAGACGCGUGGUGAUGCUACAAGUCCACUCGCCAAAGUCGCGAGAUGCCAACCCGGCCCGAUUGUCGCACGCCUUCUUGAGAUCCAGGAGAGCAAAGAACAACACUACAAGUUCCUGGGUUACCUCAACAGUCUUGAAUGUCUUUACCUAGACGAAACCUACGAGCGAGAUCCUGUUCAUGCUUGGACGCAUCGUACUCCUCUAUUCCGAACCUCCAUCGACGCUUUUCAAGAGAAGGAUUACCUCGCUCUAUCGUACACCUGGGAGCCAUCUGAAUUUGAGGACUGUACCAAGGGGGCCUAUUCAGUGCAGACCAGAAACGGACAAGACUUCUACCCAGCGCUAGUUCGGAAUUGCGUUCUUGACCGUGCGAUUGCCUACAUGCAGCACUUUGGAUUGGGAUUAUUGUGGAUUGAUCGGCACUGCGUGAAGCAGCGCGAGUGCAAGGAUCGUGCAUGCGACCACGAGGAGUGCGAGGAAAAACGAGACGCCGUCCAAGCGAUGGAUUUCGUCUACAGACUUAGUCGCCAGCCUGUCGCGUUGCUCGGUAGGCCCAUCAGCUCAGAGGAUGAAUUAGAUCUCCUCGCUAAAAUCCUUAAGGGAGAACUCGUGGAUGAAAAUCAUGAAACGGGAGAGCCCCAGCUAUCGACAGGGACUGGCCGGUCAGAGGCAAACAGAGCGCUGAUGUUGCUAAACUCUAUGACAAGCGACCGUUGGUGGACGAGAGCUUGGACGUUCCAGGAGUCUCACUGCGGGGGGCAUCAAAUGACUCUCCUCAUCCGCCAUUUCGUUGGUCUGGAGAGAAAGAAGAGGUCUUACGACGUCUUUGGUCAGGACCCUGUCUUUGGCGAUCUUCGAGGCGAGCUCUGCGUCAAGUAUGUCGCUUUCUCUGUUCAAGCUACUAGGCUAUGUCAGGCAUUUUCACGCAUUCGAUUUCGCACGCCGAAAGAGAGCCUCGCGAUCGACCACGUCCUCGGAGCGGCCGGCAGAUACACGCUCCUGCUGAAAAGGUCAGAGGCUAUGUUUCCGAUGAUCAUCGACAAUGUCGGAAGGAGAAACCUGUCGAAGAGUUGGGACCGUCUUCCCAUUGUUGCCAACUGUUGCCAAUAUCCCAUCCGGCUAAACGAAAAAGAGCUGCAAGAAAACGCAUACAGUGUCGACCUGUCCAUCUUUGCGCUGUGUCUGCUCAACGGGGAGAUCCUCCAUAACGGCAGAGCAGAAGAACUUCAUGCCUCACCGUCUCAGAGAAGCGUCCACACGUAUCUGCAGACGCACUUCUUUAAUGAGUUCCACGGUCCUCGAAUUGACCACAACCUGACGUUCAACAAGAGCUGCCGCUUCAUUAACGUGACACUUGACGCGUGUGGUAUCAUGACCGAGGGACACCUCUGGAAGCUGGGCGAAAUUGUCCGGACCACAGACUUUACCGACCGAUCGCCGCGAUCAAGGAAGCCGCGUACUAGCUCGGCAGUACACGGGCAGAGGCGGCUUAACCAACUUGCUUACGAACUCCGAUGUCUUGACCAUGUUCACCUUGCCGAUUUCAUUGAAAAGCUUGACUCCUCUCACAGCGGCAGGAGGCAGCCUCGGUGUUCGACAUUUGCCAAAAGGUAUAUGCGUAUGGAGGCUGACAGGCUGGUCGAAGCAAUCGAAAACGGGGAGACACUCCGUCUCGGCAGGCUCUGGGCUGGUCAGGAAGCUUCAACCCCGUACAGCGCCAUAUUCAUUUGGGAAGAUGGGGACGAUGCUCGGGAGGCGCGCCCCAACCAGCAACAAGCCCCGGCGUCAUUUGUCUUCACGGCGUCACGCCCAAAAGAACCCAAUUCCAGCACAGUCGGCACAAACGACAUAGAUCAUCACGUGUCUCUUGAGGUCACGUUCGCCGGUCUCGACGACGAGCACGGCAUUCCGCGGUUGUAUGUGAGGCGCUGGAUUUCUGGUUUGUGCUUUUUCUACGGCUGUCUAAGGGAGAGUGUGAUGUUCCCGUGGCCGCCUUCAGUGGAAACCGUUAUUCCCUGA